UCGCAACCGUCCCACAUUGCAACCGGAGCGCGUCCCGCCGCGGCCGUCUUAACGCGUCGACAAGAGGGUUAAUUGACGCCUAGUUCAGGCUCUGCGACACAUGUGGUAUGCUGGAGAACACAUCAGAUCCGUCGACCCGCACGCCCAAGUCACCCAAGAAGCAUCACCAGACUGCAAUACCCCGCCUGUGGGCAUGAGGCGGAGAAGCGCUGCGCAGCAUCAACCGCUGAGCAUGGAGAAUUGGCGCUUUCUGCCGCGCCCUGGGGGUGGGAGCUGGAAAGCGGUGAAUGGGAAAACGGGCCGUCGAUUCUGCCUGCCCUUUUAUCCCAAGGCUGAAGGUCAUUGCCGUGCAGUCUGUGGCUCUCUGAGGGCUCUGAGAGGAUCAAGCUGGGUACGAGAAUAUGGGAAUAGAAGCGGGGGUGGCUGGGAGGACUGGGCGAGGCAAGUUUACACGAGUUCUUCGUCAUUCCGACCUUGGACCGCUGAUCAUGAAGACGUUCCUCCUCCUUUGAUUCGAACGUCGGAACCCAUUUUCGCCGUGUCGGAACGGUUUCUGAAGAGUGCAAAGUCGAGUCUGCGCCACAGGACACCAGCAAUGUGGCGGGGAAGGGAGCUAUACCCAUUUCGAGAGCUUCCCGCAACCCCUCAACCCCAGAUCUCUUUGGAGCUGGUCGGAACGUUGGAAUUCGCAGAUCCGUGUCAAUCGGAAUUGAGACACUUUCCUUCGCCGACGAGGAUUUAUAAAAUGGGUAGACUCAAUCGUUCCGGGAGCCACACAACCGUUCCAGAUUGAUCAGCGAGUCUUGAGAGGCUUUCAUUCAUCAUGUUAUCCACGUCCGCUCGAUGUCUCCGGAAUAGUGGAUCUAAACUUCCGCGAACACAGCUCCGCACUGCGGCCACACAAGCUCAGAAGCGCGCGGGGGACAUAUCAGACGCUUUUGUAUCCCUAUCUGGACAAGACUUCAAGCCUCUAGGACCCGAAUACGCCGCCUUGAAGCAGCGCCUCAUUCGCGGCCAUGAAGACAAAGUACAAGAGUCGUGGAACCGGCUGCUUCGAGACCUGCGCGAAGAGAUCCCUCACAUAGUCGAGUUAGGAUCGAAAGUUAUCCCGGAGAUAGACUUCAGAGACCUGGACAGUGCUUCCGAAGACUUCAAUGCGGCGCUGAAGAGCAGAGGAGUGGCGGUUGUAAGGGGAGUGGUUUCGGAAGAGGAAGCGUUGAAGUGGAAGGAGGACCUUAGGGAAUACAUACGGCGGAACCCCCAGACAAAGG
Westerdykella ornata is the source of this 1271-nucleotide messenger RNA. RefSeq lists its product as uncharacterized. Lineage: Eukaryota; Fungi; Ascomycota; Dothideomycetes; Pleosporales; Sporormiaceae. The transcript has a single exon. The record is from RefSeq and is a predicted model, not a curated record. The coding region runs from base 101 to 793 and encodes 230 amino acids.